Aphanomyces astaci is the source of this 811-nucleotide messenger RNA. RefSeq lists its product as hypothetical. Gene Ontology annotation, biological process: vesicle fusion with Golgi apparatus; retrograde vesicle-mediated transport, Golgi to endoplasmic reticulum; endoplasmic reticulum to Golgi vesicle-mediated transport. Bases 34 to 756 code for a protein of 240 amino acids. Gene Ontology annotation, cellular component: Golgi membrane; ER to Golgi transport vesicle membrane; SNARE complex. Lineage: Eukaryota; Oomycota; Saprolegniomycetes; Saprolegniales; Verrucalvaceae. The record is from RefSeq and is a predicted model, not a curated record. The transcript is spliced from 7 exons. Gene Ontology annotation, molecular function: SNAP receptor activity.
CGUGGAGUGGCGUAUUCCAAGCUAAAAGCGACGAUGCCGAUUCUGACGUUUAUUGCGCGGGUGUCCGAUGGGAUGCUCCUGGUGGCGUCCAUGGAAUCCGCGGGAGACUACAACGACAACUUGGACACGUACAAACAGCAGGGCAAGCAAAUCUUGAAGAAACUCAACCAGCGCUCGCCUGGGAAAUGCAGCAUUGAUUCCGGCGCGUAUGCAUUCCACUACCUCAUCGAAGAGGGUGUGUGCUACUUGACCCUCUCGGACAAGAACUACCCCAAACGUCUGGCGUUUCUGUACUUGGAAGAUAUCCACGGCGGCUUUAUCGACGAACUGCGUCGUGAUCACGGCGACAAUUGGCGCGACACCGUCACGACUGUGGCGCGGCCGUAUGCGUUUAUCAAAUUCGACAAAUACAUUCAAAAGAAGCGAAAGGAGUACACGGACCCCAGCUCAUCUCAAAACAUGUCGAAACUCAACAACGACUUGGCCGAUAUCCACAACGUCAUGCGCCAGAACAUCCAGGAAGUGCUCAACCGCGGCGAGGCCAUCGAUCGUACCCCCUCCUCCAUCUUCGUCCUUAUCACGUUGCUGAAGUCCGUCGUAGGUGUGUCCCAGAUCUCAUCCAACAUUGCCGACCGGUCGAAGGAGUUCAAGUGGGGCGCCAAGAAGCUCAGUCUGCAGGCAAUGUAUCAAAAGUAUGGACCACUUGUAGCCAUCGCAUUGUUUGUCGUGCUGGUGGUGUACUUCAAGUUCUUUUAAACAAGUUACUCGUUUACAAUGAACGCAUCUUGUCCCCAAUAUGAUUACUAUUCAC